AUGCCCCUUAGAACAGAAAAAAUUAGAAAUUUCUCUAUCAUCGCUCAUAUUGACCAUGGCAAAUCUACCUUGGCUGACCGUAUUUUGGAAUUAACUAACUUUAAAAAUAGCAAGCAAACACUCGAAAGGGUUUUAGAUAGUUUAGCCUUAGAGCAAGAAAAAGGAAUUACGAUUAAACUUAAUGCGGUUCAGUUAUAUUACCCUCCGGAAAGCCCCGAGCCUUAUAUUUUAAACUUAAUUGAUACUCCGGGACAUUUUGAUUUUCAUUACGAAGUUUCUCGUUCCUUGGCUACUUGUGAAGGAGUAAUUUUACUAGUAGACGCCAUUAAAGGUAUUCAAGCCCAAACUUUGACUUAUUACGAAAUUGCUCGGCAACAAGGGCUAAAAAUUAUUCCGGUCAUUAACAAAAUUGACUUGCCCCACGCCCAAGUAGAAAAAGUUCAAAAUCAAUUAAUGGAACUUUUAAAUUGCUCGCGGGAGAAUAUUUGCUUAAUUUCGGCUAAAACCGGGAAAAAUGUCGACUUGCUGUUAGAAAAAAUUAUUACUGAUAUUCCUUCCCCGCUCGGGAAUAAAAUAAAGAAUUACGAGAAAGAAAAAUUUACAUCUGACUAA
This is a messenger RNA of Entrophospora sp. SA101, 612 nucleotides long. Lineage: Eukaryota; Fungi; Glomeromycota; Glomeromycetes; Entrophosporales; Entrophosporaceae. The record is from the annotation of a GenBank genome assembly.